Molecule: messenger RNA, 6903 nt
Organism: Chironomus riparius
Lineage: Eukaryota; Metazoa; Arthropoda; Insecta; Diptera; Chironomidae
Source: the annotation of a GenBank genome assembly
AUGGGAAAUUCAAAUAAUAAAAUUAAUUUUAAUCAACGCUUUGUGAUUAAUGCAAACGAUUUUAUAAAAACUUAUGAUGCCAAAAAUAAGCAUAAAAAAGUUUUAAAAAUAUCAUCAGAGUUCAACAAUGACAAAGUUUUUUCUCAUUUUUCUACACUUAAUUCGCAAUUUUUUCCAAAUUUAUUCUUUAUUAUAAUUGACAUCGAUAAUUCACAGACAUUAAAAGCCCUAGAUGAUGAUCUUUCUAUGUAUAAUGUUUUAAAAACACUAAAAAUCCAAAACGUUAAGUUUAAACCUAAUUUACCAAUAAUUAUUCAACUUACAUCGAAAAAAAUCGCUGGGAAAUUAAUUUACUUCAAAGCUGCAAAUUAUUUGAAUUUUAAAAUAUUGCAUGAAAACGAUGAAAGCUUCAAAGUAAUUUUAAAUUUUUUGAGGACAAAUAAUUUUGAAAAUUUACUCGAAAAUGUUUUUAAAUUAAAGGAUUCCUCAUUAAUUUUGAGAUUUAUAACAACUUUAGAUAUAUCAAAGAGGAAAAUGUCUAAAAUAAUACAAGAAUGUGCAUCCAAUGGCUCAAAAAUUGACUUUUUAUCUAUAAUUGAUGCCUCUACUGAGGAUGAAAACAGAGCUUGUAGUAAAAAUAUUACAUUUAAAAAUAUAAUUCCAAUUUUUUUCCAUGCAUUAAAAAAUCCAAACGAAGAUGUCAUAAAUUAUUUAAUUUUUAAAUGGAUUUAUUUGAUACAAUAUCAUUCACUUGACCGUCGCGUUGACGUGUCUACACAAGUUUAUAAGGAAAAUAAGUUUGAAAUUUUAUAUAAACUAAUAAGCAACUUUGACUUUCCAUUUCCAAAAAAUCUUGAUGUCAGUAAAAUUCAUUAUGAACCGCUCCUGAAACUCAUUAGUCAAAGAGAUGAAAUUCAUAAUUUUAUUUCAAAUAGACAAAAGAACAUAGUUGAUAUUCUUAAGGAACAUUCAAAUCUAAAAUUUAUGUUCAAUUCUGAAAAUCAAACUGCAAUAUAUACUGCCAUUGAAUACAAAAAUUACGAUUGCUUAGCCAUUCUUAAAUCACAUCACUACGAAGCUGAUCCAUCUGAAGAUACUCAUGAAUUUACAGCAGAUGAGGAACGAAUAUAUGAAAAUGUGAAAUCAAAACAAACAAUCACAAAUGUAGAAAAAGCAGUGAAAGAUAGAAUGAAGUCUUCUCAGAUUUUAUCGGCAAGUUCAUUAAUUCACGAGCCUAAUGAUCGAUCUAAGGAAGUUGAAUAUCGUAAACAAAUUAACGACUGGUUUAAUAAAAUUGGAGGAUCUGAACCAUGUUCUUAUCUACUUGAUUGUGCAGCUCAAUGUACAAAUCUCAAAAUUAUUUUUGAUUUCAAGAGUAUAACUACGGAAAAUGCAGAUUUGAAAACCGGUCCAGGAUCGAAUGGCACAACAUAUCCAAUAAGUCAAAAGAUUUUCAUUGGCGCAAUGAAAUCAAACGAAAACAACGCGUUGAAAAUACCUGGAAUUUUAAUUCAUGAAAUCUGUCACUUUGUAAUGCGUCAAGUUUAUGAAAACAAUGAAAAUCCUUAUUAUAAAGAUGAUGAGAAUGCUAAAGCAGAAUUUACUAAAAUAUGUAAUGAAGUUCGUGAAAUUAUUGCUGAAAAUAAUAAUGAUGAUGAAUGCAAAAAUAUAAUAUCAUCUGUUUUUAGCAAAUACAAAGAAAAUGAAUAUCAUUUAGAAUUAAUUGUGAGACCAUUUCAAAUUCUAAUAGAAUAUUAUGAUGAUCAAGAUAAGUUGAAAUAUUUAAAACAAAAAUAUCAUUUGCUUUUUGAAUACGUAAGCAAAUAUUUAAUAAUCGAAUUGAAAAACUUUAGUUUAGUCAAUCAAAAUAUAAUAAAAGAAAUAAAUCGAUCGGCUGGAAUAUUCUCAGAAAUAAUGACAUUUAAUUUGAGGAUUUUGAAUUCAAAAAUUAUCGAUUCAAUAUUUAAAAGGAGAUGCACAAUUGUUAAAUCAAAUGUAAUAAAAUUUUUCUUAUUAGAUUUAUAUCAAUACCUCAUUAAAGUAGAGAAAAUGCCUAGCAAGAAAACUAUUUUUAUAACUUCGGAUAUAGAAAAAAAGAAAUCAUUUGAAAGUUUUAAAGAAGCUUUAAAAUCAGUUGAAAAAGUAAAAAUUAUAGUUUUAUGUUCAAAUGAGCCAUCAGACAAUUUUUUAAAAUUAAUCAAAAGAAAUCCAAAUUCUGUCAUUUUUAUUGCAUCUAAAGACAUGCAACACUCAAAUAUUACUGAAAUUUUCAACAGCCAUGCAUUAUAUGAAGAUGCAGAUUACACAUUCAAUGAUUUUUCACCAGAAAGUCAGCAACAACUUCUUAAUUUAAACAUCAAUUUUCAAAACAAUAGCAAAACAACACUCAAAGAUCUUCUAGGAGAUCAAAUCGAUCCGAAUUGUAUUUUAGAUGAUAAAGUUCUUAAUUUAAUUACAAAAAAUAAUGAGAAUUCAUUUGAUAUAAAUUGUAGACGAGAAUUAACAGUUGGAGAUCAUCUUUAUCAGCCUAGAUUUUUUAUUAAUGAAGAUAAACCUAAAAAUAUAAUUUCAUUAAAAGAUCUGAAUUUAGAUAUUGCUGGUUUCUCAAAAAUAUUAAUAUCUGAUUCGCCAAGAACUGGAAAAAGUUGGACAUUGCAAAACAUUUCAAAGUUUCUGAAUGAAAAACAUCCAUUUCACUGGAUUUCUUGCAUUGAUUCAAAACAAUAUGGUAAAAUAUUUGGAAACCUUACUCAAGAUUAUAAUUUUGUUCAAUUUAUGAUUAAGAUUUUAGAAUUAAAUCACAUAGAAGCCAACUUUUUUAAAGUGCUUUACGAUAAUGGAAAAGUUUUUAUUCUGAUUGAUGGAUUUAAUGAUAUUCAGGAAGAAUUUAGAGAGAAUUUUUUGAAACAUUGUGAAUCAUUUAUUUCCAACAAUGGCAACCAGUUAUGGAUAACCACAAGAGAUGAUCAAAAAGAUAAGAUUCUUAACAAUUUGUCAAUAGAUGUAGUUUACAAUUUAGAUAAAUUUAAAUUAGCUGAUGGCGUUAAAAUGAUAACAAAAAUGUGGAUGUUAAAAGAUGACAGUAAUGUGUCAACAAUAUCUCCUAAUAUAGAACUUAAAGCCUAUGAAUUAUGUCAAAACAUAUUAAAGCAUUUUGAAGAUGCUUUUAACUUCCCUGAAAUCUAUGAAAUAAUAUCACAUUAUAGAAGUUAUAAUGAAAGUUCACUUAAUAGUUUAGCAUUUGAUGUUUUAAAAGAAUUAAGUCAAAGAUUUUCUCAUAAACUAAAAGAUGAAAUUGUACGAGAAAUUCAUCAAUACUAUGCAAUUCAAAAUACAUUUCCGGAGAUUUGGAUUGAUCCACCAGUUAUGUUCGAGAACAAUGUUCUUGAUUUUGGAUUGAUGAUUGAAAAAAACGAUGCUUUUGAAUUUAUUAACAAUGCUUUUAAUUACGUUUUUGUUGCGGAGUUUCUUGCAAUAAAUUUGGACAGUAAAUUUAAAUUGAAUAAUAAUUUUCUUAAAGUUUUGACAGCAAAAAGAUUUAAAGAAUUAAGAAUUUUCUUUGAUGGCGCAAUUUCUAACGAUAAAGUGAUGAAAAGAAUGACAGAAGUUUUGGGGACAUUUGAUGGCUAUUUUGACAAUAGCUUAAAUGAAAUUUUUGAGAUUAUUUUUGAAGAAAAUCUUGGAAAUAUCAUGAAACUUUUUUUAUCUAUUUUUAAAUUAAAUAAUAAUUUUAAAGAUGUGUUGUCUUCCUGUAUGAUGAAUUUUGUAAAAAAAGAAGAAAAUGUUAACUUUUUCAACAAAUUCUUCAAAUUGCUAGCAGAAAAUUUAGAAACAAAUGAUUUGAAAGAUUUUCUUACACAAAAUCAAGUUUUACAUGAAAUGAUUCGUUCAAAAAUUGAUAUUAAAUGUUUAAUUGAUAUAAUUUAUUUAAUUGAGGAAAAAUUAACGGCCGAUUUUGUCAGAAAUUUGUUAAAAAAUGAAGAAAAAAAUGGAACAUUAUUGCAUUACUUAUGUAAAUCCAAAAUUUUUAACAUAAUUGAAUUUGAGCAAUUUUUCAAAAUUUUAAAUGAAUUUUUGAGACCACAAGAAAUAAUUCAAAUAUUAAAGAUUGAUCGCGAGAAUAACAUUUUUAAUAUUUGUAUCUUAACAAUGGAUAUAAAUCUAAUUAAAUACAUAUAUUCUAAAUUAAAAGAAACUUCAUUGCUGAAUCUUAUAAAGCAAUCAAGCAUUUUACAUUUCAUUGCAACAUGUUGUGAUGAAGAUACAAGUAAGGAAAUGUGGAAAAUUUUGAAAGACACGAUUGCAGACAAGAAAGAUUGCGGUAAAUUUAUACAUCAAUAUAAAAACAAUGGAAACCCUUUCCUGCACAUCCUUCUCUAUAACCAAAAUUCAAAACUAGUAAUUGAAACAAUCAAUACUAUUUUCAAAGAAUAUGAAAAUUCUAACAUUUUGACAUUAAGGAACGAUUCAGAUUUGAAUCUUCUUCAUCAAGCUGUUUGUUAUUCAACUUUUGCUGUAUUAAAUCAUGUGUGGAGCAUUUACAAGGAAUCACUAGGAAACAAUUUAUAUUUUAUUCAAGAAAAAUGCAACAAUAAGAAUAUUAUUCAACAUGCAGCUCAAUAUGCAAGCGAAAAAAAAUUAGCAUUUAUUUUAGAUGAUGUUAAACUAAUAAUUAAAGAUUUUCCAAACGAAUUUGAGAAAUUGAUCAAUGCUGAUCUGCUUCAUUUAGCAGAGUUAAAUACCGAAAACAUAAUUGCUCGGAAUCUUGUUUCUCAUAUGAUCGCUGACAAUGAAGCACAAAUUGUUUCGAUAAAAGGUUUAAGACAUGAAGAAAUAAUUUAUUUUGAUAAUAUAAACAGCAAGACAUUUAAGGAACUGGCAAAGGAUAAUAUAUUUCUUCAUAAUGAUGUAAGACAUCGUAAAAGUGUGACCAUAUCAGCCAUUGGAUCGAAACGCAAAGGAAAGAGUUUUUUACUAAACUAUUUUCUAAGAUUAUUAUAUGCUAAUUAUCCUUCAGUUUACAACAGAAAACAGUUUGAUCCUAAAAAUUGGAUUGGUCAUGAAAAUGAGCCACUGCACGGAUUCCCUUGGGAACGAGGAUCUAAACCUGUAACAAAAGGAAUUGCUAUCUGGAAUGAUGCUUUUCUUUUUACUGAUGAAAGAACUGGCGAAAAAAUUGCAAUUACUGUCAUCGACACUCAUGGAAUUUUUAUUGACGAUGCGCCAUCGGAUGAUGAUUCAAAAAUGUUUAUGCUUGGUUCAUUACUUUCAUCAAAUUUUAUUUUAAAUUGUGCAAAAGAACUUUCAAGUAACAAUUUGACACAUUUAAAGUAUUUAGUUGAAUUAAGACAACAUGUUGCUUCCAUCAGUAAUGGAAAUGUAAAUAAAUAUUUUCAAAAUUUGUAUUUUCUUAUCAGAGAUUGGGAUUACGUAGAGGAGCAUCAAUUAGGCUUUGAAGGUGGAAUGAAUUAUAUGAAAGAAAAAAUCAAUGUACGAACUGAAAAAGAGCUUCUUCCAGUCAUUGAGUAUUUGAAGGAUACUUUUCAAAAUAUAGGGUGCUCAUUAUUAUCAUAUCCAGGAAAAAUAGUUUCUGGUGCAGAAAAGGAUAAAGGCGAUAAAAUAUAUGAUGGAAAUUAUGAGGCAAUGGAUUCAAAUUUUAAACUUUGUUUAAUCGAUACAAUAGAACAAAUGUUGAAGCCUGAAAGCCAAUCCUUAAAGAGAAUUAACGGAUGUGUUUUGACAGGUUUCGAAUUUCAUAAAUUACUCGAACUGAUCAUUAAACUUUUUGAAACAAGUCAAAUUCUUGAUCCAAAAAUAGUUUUUGACGAAACAGUUAAGAUGCAAAAAACUAUUUUAGUAAAUUCCUGUUAUGAUUACUACACACAAAACUUAUUUAAGUAUCAAUGUUACAUUAAGACUAAAACCCAAAAGGAAUAUCUUCAUAAAUUAAUUAAAGAUAAAGCUAUUGUAAAAUAUAAUAAUUCAGAAAUUAGAAAAUUAGGAAUUUUAAAUCAUGAUGACAAAUUUGUAAAUCAAUUAAAAGACUUAAUUGAUAAUUUUCAUGAAAACUCAGAAGAAAAUAUGAAAAAAAUAGAACAAAAAUCGAUUCGUGCUUUGAACGAAAACAAUGAACGGAAAAAAGAACAGUUUGAAAGUGAGAGAAAGGCAGCAGAAAGGAAAUCAGACUUUGAAAAACAAACAAUAUUCAAUACUAAUUCAAAUCAUGACAAUCAAUUUUUGUUCAAAGAAAAAGAAAAAUUAAUUGAAAGAUUAAAAUGCGAGCGAGAACGUUCAAAAAUAUUCCGAGAUGAGGAUGAUGACGAAAAAGAAAUCAUAGAGGAAUUGACAAAAAUGACAAGUGCCUUAAAUAAUAAUUUUACUAAUCAUUCAGAGAAUGUUGAAAAUCUUUGACAUUUUAGUCAAACUUGGUUCAGAAUAAAACUUGGCAUACGUUCAGCAAUUCAAAUUAUAAAUUUAAUGGAAAAAUAAGAUUUUCUUUUAAUUUCUGAACACAGAAUUGAAAUCCAUUCACGACGAUCAUAAAUUUUGGUUCAUUUUUCAGAAGAUUUAAAUUUUUCAUGUUUUGAUGUCUAUAUUUUAAAAUUUUUGUAAAUAAGCUACUUUUUAAUGUCAGAAAUAAAUGAAACCUCGAUUCUGAAACAUCGAUUAUUAAAAGCUAAUUUGAAUUAAGCAAAAUCAAAAUAACUCAGAACCAUGUUGAGAAAUUAAAUCCCUGUUAAUGAAGCACAAAUUUAGACAGUUUAGGAACAGCUAGCUACCUUUUUAUCGUGCAAUCUAAAUCUUGCUCUUUUUUGAAUGUUUUAUGAUCGAUUUUUAAAAUAACUCGCUUCUUUUUGAACUUAGGAUAAUAAGACUAGAGUCCACGUCUUGCUUUAAAAGCUG